Amborella trichopoda is the source of this 1413-nucleotide messenger RNA. NCBI's taxonomy places the organism in Eukaryota, Viridiplantae, Streptophyta, Magnoliopsida, Amborellales, Amborellaceae. The record is from RefSeq and is a predicted model, not a curated record.
CUCUCUAAAACGCAAAGCCCAUUCUUCAUUUUGACAUCGUCAUAUUCAAGGAAUACUCCAUUGCCGUCUCUCUCUCUCUCUAAAAGGCACAGGCCUUUCUUCAAUUUAUUCACAAAAUCCAUUGCCUUCCGUCUCUCUCUCUCUCUCUCUAAAAGGCAUAGGAGUUUCUUCAAUUUAUUCACAAAAACUCCAUUGCCAUCUCUCUCUAAUGCUCAAAGCCUAAAGCACCAUCUUUCCUCAUUCUUCCUCUUUACUGCCCAAUCUCUCUCCAAACCACAACAAACCCACCCUGCUCUCUCUCUAGACUGCAACACCCUCUCUAGGCCACAACAAACCCACCUUCUUUCUCUCUCUAGCCCUGACAUUUUUUGGCUUCAGUCCUUUACUUUUUCUUUGCAUUCCUCAGAAGUCCUUUCCCUCUUCACGAGUCACUUUCUCUCUCUCAACAAGACAACAAACUUCCUGGUCCUGGUAACGGUCCAUCGUUUCUCUCUCUAAUAUCCUCUCUCUCUCUCUCUAGGAACACAUGUCUCCUGCUUCUCAAUCCACGUACGCCACCAUACCCAUCUCAAACGGCAACCCCAUCUCCCUCUCUCUCUCUAACCUCCUCUCCUACUACUCCAUCAACCACAAGCCAUGGCCGGAAUUCCUCUCCACCGCAGCUUUCCGGCGGCCUGAAAACUUGUCCGGCGCCCUCUCCAGGCUCCGGACAAACGCCAUAUGCUUCCGGGUAAACUACGCCGUGCUCAUUCUCUCCAUCGCAUUGAUCAGCCUCAUCCAAUGGCCGUUAUCGCUUCUCGUGGUGGCGGCGAUCUUGGCGGGAUGGCUCUUGCUGUAUUUUUUUAGGGAGGAUCCGUUAGUGGUGUUUGACCGUGGGAUCAAUGAUCGGACGGUCCUGAUUGGGCUGGUAGUGAUCACUUUGGCUGGACUGUGGUUAACUGGGGUGGUUGCAACUCUGGUUGGGGCUUUGGGAAUUGGGGUUUUGAUUAUGGGGGUUCAUGCCAUUUUUAGAGAAUCAGAGAGUUUGUAUAUGAAUGAGGAGGAAGCUGUAUCAGAAGGGUUGAUUGGAUCAAGAAAGCCUGACUUUGUUUAGACUUUAGCGAUUGUGACUGGCUUUUCAUUGAUUUUUUUAGUUGAUUGGGUUUGAUUGGUCUUUGUAUUGGGAUUUUGAUGGAAUUGGGUUGGUUGGUUUUUUGUGGAUUUUGUUGAAAUUGGAUUUGUUGGUUUGGUUUGAAUUUUGUUAGAAUUGGAUUUUACAGGGAUUUUGAUUGUUGGGAUUUCUGACAUUUUCAGAGAAUCAGAGAGUUUGUAACUUUGUAUAUGAAUGAUGAGGCAUUGUAUCAGAAGGGUUGAUUGGAUCAAGAAAGCAUGUAUUUGUUUAGACUUCAGAGAUUGGGAGUGGAUUUUCAUGGA